Messenger RNA from Lentinula edodes (shiitake mushroom), 4359 nucleotides. RefSeq lists its product as uncharacterized. Lineage: Eukaryota; Fungi; Basidiomycota; Agaricomycetes; Agaricales; Omphalotaceae. The transcript has 9 exons. Gene Ontology annotation, cellular component: CCR4-NOT complex. Gene Ontology annotation, biological process: protein ubiquitination. The coding region runs from base 160 to 4251 and encodes 1363 amino acids. Gene Ontology annotation, molecular function: nucleic acid binding; ubiquitin-protein transferase activity. The record is from RefSeq and is a predicted model, not a curated record.
UUUCCGGAAGGCUGACCGAUGCAGACCGAUGCCGACCGGAGCUGACAAAGCAAGCAGCCUCGUUGUGAAGCCCUUCCUCGCGUUUCCUUCUUUGAUUACUACCUACAUCGGUGUUGCCUCUAGAUCCUCACUAGUGCCCGACUUUCUUGCUCUAUAAUUAUGACAACUACUAGGAUUCAUCAUGCUCUUCCAGCUCCUGUCGUUCAUGCUGGUUUCUCGGUCCCUCAAUCCAAGUCGCAUGUACUGGCGGGGGUCCAAGACGCGUAUUGGAGCGAUGAUGAGGCGGAAGAUGCCGAAUGUCCUCUCUGUCUUGAAGAGAUGGACAUAUCCGACCUCAAUUUUAAACCAUGUGUAUGUGGGUACCAGAUUUGUCGGUUCUGCUGGCACCACAUCAAGGAGAAUCUCAACAAGCGAUGCCCUGCUUGCAGAAGGGUGUACACCGAUGAAGCUGUGGAGUUCAAGCCGAUUGCCACUCAAGACCAUAAGCGUCUCACUCAGCAGAAAAAGCAGAGGGAGCGCGAGCGCAAAGAACUCGACGCGCUUGGUCGACGUCAACUAGCUAAUGUCCGUGUAGUUCAGCGGAACGUCGUUUACGUUGUCGGUAUUGGACCUAGGUUUGCAAAGGAAGAGUAUAUCCCCACUCUACGAUCCAGCGAGUACUUUGGACAAUAUGGCAAGAUUAAUAAGAUCAUUCUAGUCAAGAGGAAUUCGUCUGGGGGUGGUGCACCGGUUGUGGGUGUCUAUAUCACCUAUCAUCGGCGUGAAGACGCUGCUCGUGCCAUUGCCGCUGUAGAUGGCAGUACGUCCCCUGCCGGUGGACGAGAGCUUAUGCGAGCUAGUUACGGCACCACCAAGUAUUGCAUGGCAUUCCUCCGCAGUGUAACUUGCAGCGACCACAACUGCAUGAACCUUCACGAAUGGGGCGACGAAAAGGACUGUUUCACGAAGGAAGAUUUGACCACGCUGAAACAUACCAUAAAGACAACAGAAACGAAAGCUAGGAGUGUUAUUUCCAGUAAGAGAGGCGAUGAGGCGGACGGCUUACCUCGUUCAGCGGCUUGGGGUUCGAGAACCAAUCUACAACCCACUGUCCCUAAUAUCGUUUCAACCCAACGGAAGCGAGUUAGUGCAACAACUCGGCAGAUGCGGCCUCAAACUGAGGCUCGUCCGUCUACCCGACCUCAAGAGAAGAAAUCCUCAGCCAAGCUUGCAUCCCAGGAGACCUUAUCUCGUCCUCCAACCCCCGCUUCUACUCUCCCGUUAGCUCAUCCUUCGCUUCCUCCUAAGCCUCCUUCGCCUGUUACUCGAAAGAAAAAGGAACCUAUUGUGCGCGCACCAUCGCCUUCUCCGACUCCUUCUGCCGCUGGAGACUCGGAAUCUACUAGCUCCCAGGAGAACGGACCAGGCUCUCCAAAAAUUCAUCCUCAGUCAGAUGAAUCCAUACAAUCAUCCAUCCCUUCAAAUCCAUCGCCACCACCGGGAUUGCCAGCUGUCCCACCUGGGUUAUCUGCUCCUCCUGGUUUACCACCACCCCCUGGCUUAGCAGGUCCUUCCCACCCUUCUCGUAUCGCUACUGCAUCACCUCAGACGCCUAUACUUGCACAGCAGACGUCAUAUCAGAUGUCGAAUGCUGCGCGGGCAUUGCUUGACGACGUUACGUCUAGGCGAGAAUCCCUUCUUCCCACCGUAGUCGCACAAAGUCCGUUCCCCGAUUUCGAUCGCACGCUCGAAAAUCUCAGUCAGGCUGAUGGCGGGCUGGGUGGAUUUUCUUUCAGUCUGGACUUGAAUCUCGCCGGGGACGAGGCCACACAUGAUGAGUUUGCCGAUUUGGAGCCAGAGUCACAAACACCGUUCUUGGGGUCCUUCCUGGAUGCAUUCCCUUCAUUGCGCUCGUCUGCGUCUACUUCUUCGUACAUUCCUCCUGGACUACCGUAUCCGCAUAAUCCUGCCCAUGCGAUCUAUGAUCCAACGGUAGUCCAGCGUACGGUCACGCCUAUCGAGAACCAGAGCUCAAACAAGCCAAAUUAUAUGGGGUCAUUCAAUCCUUUUGCUGAUGGCGCAGAUGAUUCACCUACCGUUUCCGCCCCCAUCAAGCCUAAUACACCCAAUGCUAUCGGCGACGAUUCUGCUCCUAGGGUUUCCCGAUUUGGUUUUGCCCGUCAUGGUCCUCGAACAGCUACAACUGCCUCGUCACCACUACAGAUAUCAUCUACGAUGAGUACGUCUAGCAAUAAUGAAGCCAAUAGCAAUGUUUUCGGCCAAAGUGAGCUUCCGCAUUCCCCUGCGGUCUCUCAAUGGUCAUUACAUGGCCGACAAGACUUUGGUUAUUCUCCUUCCAAUUCUGUUGCACCGUCUCCCAUGAUGCCGGCUCAAGCUCAGCCGAUGUAUGUGCCGUCCCAAUCUCGAUUUCAACCGUUUGAUUCAUCAGGCGGCGUAAGCGAGGCCCAAUUACGGGAUUUUAUUCAAAGCAACCAAGACCGUCCGAAUUUGUUACGUCACGAUUCUCAAGGAUUAUACAAAGGCGCUCAGCCUCAAUUUCAUGAUCCUGCAAUUAUGUCUGCUGCGAGAUUUGCACCAGCUCCAGAGUCGCAUUAUAUGCAUCCAGUGGAUACGACGUACGGGCCUCCCCCCGGAUUAUCUUUUCCUCCAGGCCUGCAAAACCUUAAUACGCCCGUUAGCGUGAAUGAUGGAAAUGGGAACGCGCAUGAACUCCGGGCUGAGGUAGCGGAAGGACCUUCCCUUUCCUCUCCCUCUGAUUUCCCUGCUCUACCAUCAUCUAUCAUAUCGGAUCCUACUUCUCAGGAUACUCCCUCCCUAUCUACUAUAACGCCUAUUGAACAGGAUUUCAAGAGUCAAGAAAAGGCGGAACGCAAAGCUGCGAAGAAAGCUGCUGCUGCUGCAAAAGCCGCUGAACGUCAGAAAAUAGCACAAGAAAAAUCUGCGGCAAAAGCGGUAGUGAAAGCCCGUAUGGCGGCAGAAAAAGCUGCCGAGAAAGAGAGGGCUGCAGUAUUGAAGGCUCAGCUUGAGAAGGAAAAGGCAGAGAAGGUGAGACUUGAAACGGAGAAUGCAAGAUUGGAGAAAGAAAAGGAGCGCUUGUUGCGAGCAGAGCGGGAACGGGUGGCACAAGCAGAGCGGGAGAAAGCUGCGCAGGCAGAGAAGGAUAAAGCUGCGAAAAAAGCCGGAGUUACUUCUGCUCGAGCUGCCAAUACCCAGAAGGCUACAAACAAGCGUGUAGAUAUAAAGGCGACCAACGUUAAGGAAGCGUUGCCAGGUUCCUCAGAAUUUUCAACCCAAGUACCCCUCCUCUCCAAAAAGCCGAAGAAAAACAAACCAGUUACUCGGCCAAUCCGUGUUCCCCAUAAAGAGGAGGAACUUGGCACCAAUGAAAACUCUUCGUUCCCUUCCGCUACUGCCUCGGAUACUGCCCACACUUCCGGUUUCAAGGGUCCUUCCACCAAUACUAGCUCCAACAAUUCCCGUUCGCAAUCGGUCGAACGCCAUGUACCCACCUCGCUCGAGGAUCUCAUGGAGGACAUUCAUAUUAUGAAUGCUUCAAUGGACCUUCUAAAGCAUCCAUUCUUUGACUUGCACAAAAUAAAUCCUGCAGCUAAAAUGCCUUUGGAAUAUGGGCCACUCGUACACGCAUUGUCGGCGCUCUCAGUCGGUGGAGGCUCGUUUGCUAAUAACGUGCCUUCCGGAUCUAUCGAUAAUGCUGUCUCCUCGUUCCAACAGCUGUUGGAAACUCUUACACAAACCAUCUCUGAUUUACUUCGUCUUCUUCCUCACACCACUUCGUCUUUUGAUGGUGUGCUUGGUGACAUGCUCAAAGGAGAUGACCUUUUUGAUGAAGGUGCCGCCGUUGUUACUUUUGGUGAAGACGGACAUGGGCGGGAGGAUGAAGUUGCCGCUUUGACCCUGGGGCUCGAACGUCGGGCACGUUGGAUGGAAGUCCAGUUAUCAAAGCUGGAGGAGCUGCAUCGUGAUAUUAAUAAUGCUGCAGUUCGAGCAGUACUAGCUUUCAACGAUAGCGGUUGGGACCGCCAUGGAUUUAUGCCUCGAGUCGGCAACACCGUCCGCCGUUUUGAAAACAUCGGCGUCGUUGAUGAUUGUGAUGGUCAGCGACCCAUGACGGCUGAAGAACUAGAAAAGAAACUCGAGGUUGCCAAAGAAGCUGCAGUAUUUGCCGAGACCGAGCUACGAGAGAUGAUGGAGAAAAUGCAGGACGUGAAGCCUUAUGAAGAUGAUUAUUGACGCUUACAAACUCUGUUUUCAAUGCCGCACCACGUACUUAGUAAACUCCAAAUAAUGAGAACAUACGAACUUUUUAUGAAGAAUUCAUCCCAGCGGAGGAUGUAUCUU